AAAUGUAGUUCAGCAAAUGAAGGCCGCGGCGCAAAGCUCUCUGGGGCUGGUGGUUCGAAGGGUCCUAAGGAAAAGCUGAGCUGCGUCCAGUCCAGCUGGAUGUUUCCCCAGAGGAGCUCGGGGUCCCGCACGGCUCAGUCCCUGCUCCGCUUCGCUCCGCGGGGCAUUCUGGGAGGGGACGUCGUGGGUCUCGGGUCGCUGGGAGGGUUUCCAGAGCCCGCGGCGCCGGGAGGACAUUGUUCUCCAAAAGAGAAGAUUAAAGAAGAAAGGAAGAAUGGCUGUUGGACUUUGUAAAGCCAUGUCUCAAGGUUUGGUGACCUUCCGAGAUGUGGCUCUAGAUUUUUCCCAAGAGGAAUGGGAAUGGCUGGACCCAUCUCAGAAGGAUUUAUACAGAGAUGUCAUGUUGGAGAACUACAGGAACUUGGUAUGGCUUGGACUCUCCAUUUCUAAGCCCAACAUGAUCUCCUUAUUGGAGCAAGGGAAGGAACCUUGGAUGGUGGAGAAAGAGAUGUCAGAUGGUCAAUAUGCUGACUGGGAGUCUUGGUAUGAAAUCAAGGAAUUACCUCCAAAAUGGUACAUUGAUGAAGAGGAAAUAUCCCAGGGCAUGGUAAUGGAAAGACUUACAAGUUAUAACCUUGAAUAUUCCAGUUUCAGAGAAGCCUGGAAAUACGAGGGUGAAUUUGAGCGGCAUCAACAAAAUCAGGAGAGGCAUUUCAGGCAAGUGACAACUCUUAGGGAAAUCCCUGCUGUGAAAAGAGACAAUAAAUAUAACAAUUCUGAGAGAAGUGUUCUCUUGAAGUCAGUACUUGCGACACAAGAGAGAGUUCCCACAGUAGAGCAAAUGCAUAAAUUUGAUAUUUAUGAUAAAAUGUUUCCCCCAAAUUCCAUCCUAAUUGAACAUAAAAGAUUACCUGCUGAGAAAGAAUCUUUGAUAGAUAAUGAAUGUGAAGAAUUCAACCAGAAUACAUACCUUAGUAAAGAUAUAGGAAGUCCUCCUGGGGAGAAACCUUAUGAAAGUAAUGAUUUUUCAAAUCUCUUAAGUUUCCAUUCAUUACUUACUCAACAUCAGACGACUCAUUUUGGAAAAUUACCACAUGGAUUCAAUGAAUGUGAUGAUGCCUUUAGCUGUUACUCAUUCUUUACUCAACCUCAGAGAAUUCACAGUGGAGAGAAACCAUACGCAUGCAAUGACUGUGGAAAAGCCUUUAGCCAUGACUUCUUUCUCAGUGAACAUCAAAGAACUCAUAUUGGAGAGAAACCCUAUGAGUGUAAGGAAUGUAACAAAGCUUUCAGACAGAGUGCACACCUUGCUCAACAUCAGAGAAUCCACACCGGAGAGAAACCCUUUGCAUGCAAUGAAUGUGGGAAGGCCUUUAGCCGUUAUGCCUUCCUUGUUGAACAUCAGAGAAUUCACACAGGGGAGAAACCAUAUGAAUGUAAGGAAUGUAACAAAGCCUUCAGACAGAGCGCACACCUCAAUCAACAUCAGAGAAUUCACACCGGAGAGAAACCCUAUGAAUGUAAUCAAUGUGGAAAAGCCUUCAGCAGACGCAUUGCCCUUACUCUGCAUCAAAGGAUUCAUACAGGAGAGAAACCCUUUAAAUGUAAUGAAUGUGGGAAGACUUUUGGCUAUCGCUCACACCUUAAUCAACAUCAGAGAAUUCAUACAGGUGAAAAGCCCUAUGAAUGCAUCAAAUGUGGGAAGUUUUUUAGGACUGACUCACAACUUAAUCGACAUCAUAGAAUACAUACUGGAGAGAGACCUUUUGAAUGCAGUAAAUGUGGGAAAGCCUUCAGUGAUGCUUUAGUUCUGAUUCAUCAUAAGAGAAGUCAUGCAGGAGAGAAACCCUAUGAAUGUAACAAAUGUGGGAAGGCCUUCAGUUGUGGCUCAUACCUUAAUCAACAUCAGAGAAUUCAUACUGGAGAGAAACCCUAUGAAUGUAAUGAAUGUGGGAAGGCUUUCCAUCAGAUCUUGUCCCUUAGGCUACACCAGAGAAUUCAUGCUGGAGACAAACCCUAUAACUGCAGUGAAUGUGGGACUAAUUUUAGCUGUGCCUCAGCCCUUAGACGACAUCAGAAAAUUCAUAAUAAAGAAACUCUCUGAUUAUAACAAGUAUAAGGAAGAAAACAGUCACCACUCAGUCCUUAUUAAAUAAAUAUCAAUUAAUUCUUUGGUUAAUGAUUCUAUGAAUGUAGUAAAUAUGGAAAAAGCCUUCAGUUUAUGAGCAUCCCUUAUUUGAAAUAGCCUGAAUAGUAGACAUCUGUUACUUUUGGAUCUGUUCUAUGCCCCGUUUGAAAUUUACCUCACCCUCAUUGCGUAUCAUUCUGAUGAAACUAUUAAUCAGGGAAAGCAGUGGAUUGGUCAUGGGCUGGCCACAAGCUAGUUAAUAAGGGAUUGGCAGAUGGCCUUGUCUGGACCACUAGAACCCUAUAACAGGGUAUUGUUAUGGAUAGUCAGAGAAGAUAAUGUUUUUCCUGGAAUUGCAAGCUGCAAGGACUUUUUUUCAAGGUUAAAAACUCACCAGUAGCCUUUUUGCCACUACAUGAGGAAAGCCUUCCCAGGAUCAGUCCAACACAGAGAGACAGAAAUCUGAUGACAUUGUUUUAUCUUCUCAAUUCAAUCAUGCCUGAAGUCUAUACCAUCUUUUACUUUUUCAUUUUUGUGAUACAAUAAAUUUCCUUUUUUUGCUUAA
This is a messenger RNA of Felis catus (domestic cat), 2693 nucleotides long. RefSeq names its product zinc finger protein 527 (gene ZNF527). Lineage: Eukaryota; Metazoa; Chordata; Mammalia; Carnivora; Felidae. Gene Ontology annotation, molecular function: RNA polymerase II cis-regulatory region sequence-specific DNA binding; DNA-binding transcription factor activity, RNA polymerase II-specific. The coding region runs from base 275 to 2104 and encodes 609 amino acids. Gene Ontology annotation, biological process: regulation of DNA-templated transcription. The record is from RefSeq and is a predicted model, not a curated record. The transcript has 5 exons.